Molecule: messenger RNA, 3846 nt
Organism: Choloepus didactylus (southern two-toed sloth)
Lineage: Eukaryota; Metazoa; Chordata; Mammalia; Pilosa; Megalonychidae
Gene: DDX11
Product: DEAD/H-box helicase 11
Exons: 28
Coding region: 261-2981 (906 amino acids)
Biological process (GO): establishment of sister chromatid cohesion; nucleobase-containing compound metabolic process
Cellular component (GO): nucleus
Molecular function (GO): hydrolase activity, acting on acid anhydrides, in phosphorus-containing anhydrides; DNA helicase activity; DNA binding
Source: RefSeq, a predicted model, not a curated record
CGCUCUGCUGGGAGGGCAGCGGCGAUUUCGAAUUCCGGGGCGUUUGGUUCGGGUUCGUAGCUGGCCUCGCCUCAGUGAAGCUGGGCAAGAGGGUCUUCACAGCAGAAUAAAGUGAAGCAUUUUUGGCAGGCAAAUGCUGCAUUGCUGAGACGUAGGAGAAGAAUGCUGCAAAAGUAAUUACUAAGCAACAUCCUUGAACCCAGGGGCACACAUCUUGAGAGAGAAUCUCCAAGCCUUUCUCAGAGGCAUUAUCAAGGACCAUGGCUAAUAAAACCCAGGAGGUUGGUGGCAUCCAAUUCCCUUUUCCUUAUACACCAUAUUCCAUCCAGAAAGACUUCAUGUCAGAGCUAUACCAGGUGUUGGAGGCUGGAAAGAUUGGGAUAUUUGAGAGUCCAACUGGCACUGGAAAGUCCUUAAGUCUUAUUUGUGGGGCCCUCUCCUGGCUCCGUGACUUUGAACAGAAGAAGCGGCAAGAAGAGGCUCAACUCCUUAAAACUGGAACCGUCCCUUUAAAUGAUGGGAAGGACCAGCCCCCAUCUCCCUCCUGCCAGGACACUCCAAGCACCCUGGGGCUGGCUGGAGAACCUGACUGGGUUACUCAGUUUGUGCAGAAGAAGGAAGAACGGGACCUGGUGGACCGACUGAAGGAGGAGCAGAUCAGGAGGAAGAAGCGAGAAGAACGCCUCCAGCAGAUCCGCCACAAUGCACAGCUGAAGUAUGCAGCCAAGCGCGUGAGACAAGAAGAAGAAGAAACUGAGAAUCUUCUUCGCCUCAGCAAGGAGAUGCUGGCAGCAGGAACGGAGACUGAGCAGCUCAAGCAGCUGGAAUCGGGGGAGGAGGAGCUGGUCCUUGCUGAAUAUGAGAGUGACGAAGAGAAAAGAACAGCCAGUGGAGUAGAUGAAGACGAGGAGGACCUUGAGGAGGAACAUGUAACUAAAAUUUAUUACUGCAGCCGGACACACUCCCAGCUGGCCCAGUUCGUACAUGAGGUUCAGAAGAGCCCCUUUGGCAAGGAAACCCGACUGGUCUCCCUUGGCUCCCGGCAGAACCUCUGUGUAAAUGAAGACGUGAAGAACCUGGGUUCUGUGCAGCUUAUCAAUGACCGCUGCAUGGAGAUGCAGAGAGAAAGACAUGAGAAGAACAACAACACUGAGGAAGAGAAGCCCAAGCGAAGAAAGCGGGAGAACAGGGCUGCCUGUCCCUUCUACAACUACGAGCAGAUGCAGCUGCUCUGCGACGAGAUCCUGGUGGAGGUAAAGGACAUUGAGCAGCUGGUGACCCUUGGGAAGGAGGCACGAGCCUGUCCCUAUUACGGGAGCCGAUUUGCCAUCCCUGCAGCCCAGCUGGUGGUGCUGCCCUACCAGAUGCUGCUGCACGCGGCCACCCGCAGGGCCGCGGGGAUCCGGCUGCAGGGCCAGGUGGUGAUCAUUGAUGAGGCACACAACCUGAUCGACACCAUCACAGGCAUCCACAGUGCUGAGGUCAGCGGCUCCCAGCUCUGCCAGGCCCAUUCCCAGCUGCUUCAGUACAUGGAACAAUACAGGACGCGUUUGAAGGCCAAGAACCUGAUGUACAUCAAGCAGAUCCUGUACCUGUUGGAGCAGUUUGUGUCUGUGCUGGGUGGGAACAUUAAGCAAAAUCCCAAUACACAGAGCCUCCCGCAGACAGGGACAGAGCUGAAGACAAUCAACGACUUCCUUUUCCAGUGUCAGAUUGACAACAUCAACCUGUUCAAGGUGCAGCGGUACUGUGAAAAGAGCAUGGUCAGCAGAAAGCUCUUUGGCUUCACAGAACGAUACGGAGCAGUCCUCCUUCCCUCCAGGGAGCAGCCCAGGCUGGCUGGGUUCCAGCACUUCUUGCAGAGCCUGCAGCCCGGGGCGACUGAGGCAGCGCCUCCAGCCCCUGCAGAGGAGGGUGAGGCCAGGGCACCGCGGCCUGCUUCUCCGCUGAUGCACAUUGAAGGCUUCCUGGCAGCUCUCACAACUGCUAACCAGGAUGGCAGGGUCAUCCUGAGCCGCCAAGGCACCCUCAGUCAGAGCAGCCUCAAAUUCUUGCUCCUGAAUCCAGCUGUGCACUUUGCCCAGGUGGUGACGGAGUGCCGGGCCGUGGUCAUAGCAGGGGGCACCAUGCAGCCGGUGUCAGACUUUCGGGAACAGCUGCUGGCAUGUGCUGGGGUUGGAGCCGAGCGUGUGUUGGAGUUUUCCUGUGGUCAUGUGAUCCCUCCAGACAACAUCCUGCCGCUCAUCAUCUGCAGUGGGCCCUCCAACCAGCAGCUGGAAUUCACAUACCAGAAGAGGGAGCUGCCAUCCAUGAUGGAUGAAGCAGGUCGCAUUCUCUGUAACCUGUGCAAUGUGGUUCCCGGAGGAGUGGUCUGCUUCUUCCCCUCCUAUGAGUACCAGCGCCAAGUCCAUGCCCACUGGGAGAAGAGUGGCCUGCUGGCCCGCCUGGCCAUCAAGAAAAAGAUAUUUCAAGAACCUAAGAGAGCAAACCAGGUGGAGCAGGUGCUGAUGGAAUAUUCCAGGUGUAUUAAGUGCUGUGGCCAGGCAGGACACACGAUGACAGGGGCCCUGCUCCUCUCUGUGGUUGGCGGGAAGAUGAGUGAGGGAAUCAACUUCUCUGACGACCUAGGCCGGUGUGUGGUCAUGGUGGGCAUGCCCUACCCCAACAUGAAGUCUCCAGAGCUGCAAGAGAAGAUGGCCUACCUGGACCAGAGUCUUCCCAGAGCGCCAGGUCAGGUGCCCCCAGGCAAGGCUUUGGUGGAGAAUCUAUGUAUGAAGGCCAUCAACCAAUCUAUAGGCAGGGCCAUCAGGCACCAGAAGGACUUUGCAAGCAUUGUGCUCCUAGACCAGCGCUACACCCGCACCCCCAUUCUGGCCAAGCUGCCGGCCUGGAUCCGGGACCGUGUGGAGGUCAAAGCCGCAUUUGGCCCUGCCUUUGCUGCUUUGCGCAAGUUUCAUCGGGAGAAGUCUGGCCCCUUCUGACAGACAGCUGGCCACACCACUGCCCAUGUUCCAGGCUCUCCCUUCACCCUCCCAACUGAAUGUUGUUUGUCUUGGGCCGCCUCUGCAUGGAUCCUGCCCAAGAAGGUGUAAGAAGCCCAGGUGAACCAUGUUGGUUCCCUCCUGGAAUCAGGGCUGCCAGGAUCCAGGCAGAGGUGGAAAAGGCAACAGGAAGAAAGUCACGUUUACCCUGAAGAAACAGUGGGUAUGGGCCCACUUCAGCCUGUGCAGUUCCCUGCCCCACCCAUCCCACCCGGCCUCCUCAGGCUUCCUGCCUGGCCUUUAGGAGGGGGGAGAAGCUGGAGCACCUUCAUCCUGGCCCACCUGCCUCUACUCUUCCUGUUCUAGACCUUUCACCCUCUCUUCAUCUAAUCCAAGAACAUCUCUCCAUUUCUAUCCCCCUGGGGUCCGUGGGGCUCGUCCUGCCCUCCUGCUCUGUAAGUCAUCAAGCCCUGCCCCCACAGCCCUCCCUAGGGAUUUUACCUCCAUGGCUGGGUGCCAGUUCCUCCUUGAAGUCAAUGGCACCCUCGUUUCUCUCAGCCACUUGAGCAAAUUCCAAGACACCUCCUAUCCUGACAUCAGCAAUUAUACCAAGGGCCAUUAGGCUUUCGGCAAGACUAUUUUUAGAGACCCAGUGUCUAUCACUUGAGAUUAUUUUCUUCUGUGAAACUAUCCCUCUCAAGCUGUAACAGCUGCCCUUGUUAACCUGCCCCUCUUCUUUCCAUGACCCGAGAUACCUGUCAACUUGGCCAUUGCCUGGAGGCCAGCCACUGGCUUGGAGGGGAUACUUGCAUUUUGCACAACUAUAGUUCCUUUAUUAAAAGCACACUGUUGGUUUGUACUUAGA